AUGAACGACCACUUCCGUUGUGUUGUUGUGGAACCGUUGGCUGGCGCGAAAAAUUGGUCAGCAGAGUAUCGCUUAUCGGAUAUGAGCGCGUAUGAUUACCAUGUAUUCGUAGCUUCAUGCCACACGACCUCGUCCUCGUACUGUGUAACGAUUUGCAUACGCGUCGAAGAAAACCCGAAAUCGAGUGAGCUGGCCGCCCAUGGUAAUGAUGAUAAUGGCGAUGAUGACGACGUUGUCGGCAAUGACGAAAGGCAUAAGGCGAAGGCGAAAGCAACUAUUGGUUCCUCGCACAGUCUGCUCCGUGUGUCAGAUCAUGGUGGAGGCUUAGCCUUCAUACUGCAUAACACCGUGCAUUAUCGUCUAAUCGAUGUUUACAUCAACCGCAGGGACACUAUCUUUGAAUGUCAGGGUAUAGCUGCAACUUUAACGCGCACAUUCUGCACAAUGAAUGACGAAGCCGCCACCAGAAUUAUGGGCUCCUGUAAUAGCUCGCCAGAUAUUAUCAUCGCUAGCGGUGGCCUGAUAAAUAGCAUAACCUGGCGACCUAUGCUGACUCUCGCAUCAGACCAUCUGUCCAUUAUUACCUCGAUCGCGAAACCUCCCGACUUUAUUUCUGUGAACAACCGCACCUUUGUUAACUUUAACAAAUCUAACUGGGUGGGCUUCACAGAAUUUAUCGAGAGCACCUUCAACGCACUACUCAUUCCUACGGAUGUCAUCGUUGGCGAGCGUCAUUUCCACAAGGGGAUCGCUGCUGCUACUGCUCGCUUCAUACUGGCUGGAAGUAUCGCGGAACUCCGCCCUAAUUUGCCAGCCGAAGCAGCUGUAUUAGCAAACGAGCGCGCCACCUUACACCAUGCCGAUCCCUGUGGUCCCCGAAUAAUUGAUCUCAAUUUCGAGAUUCGGCAAAUCGUAAAUCAGCAUAAGCGGACAAAAUGGAUAGAUCAUUUGAAGUUCUGCAACUUCUCAACGGGGUGA
This is a messenger RNA of Bactrocera oleae (olive fruit fly), 978 nucleotides long. The record is from RefSeq and is a predicted model, not a curated record. Lineage: Eukaryota; Metazoa; Arthropoda; Insecta; Diptera; Tephritidae.